Messenger RNA from Aedes albopictus (Asian tiger mosquito), 650 nucleotides. Its product is annotated as larval/pupal cuticle protein H1C-like. The coding region runs from base 1 to 417 and encodes 138 amino acids. The record is from RefSeq and is a predicted model, not a curated record. The transcript has a single exon. NCBI's taxonomy places the organism in Eukaryota, Metazoa, Arthropoda, Insecta, Diptera, Culicidae.
AUGUGUUUGUCUAUUCCCCAUAUCAUGAUCAUUUUGCUAUUCGUCUUAGUUUUCCAUAAUUUUAUCCUCUAUGCCUCUCAUCCUCAGAUUGUCCUACUUGCCGUUGUCGCCGCCGUCUGCGCCGAAGAGAUGGCCUCCGAAUCGAUGAAGACCAAGCGCGGUCUGCACCUGAGCCUGGGCUCUUACCACGCCCCAGCCGUGGUUUCCCACUCAUACGUCGCCCCAGCACCGUUGGCCGUGGCCCACCACGCCCCACUGGUUGCCGCCGCCCCAGUCUACACCAAGACCUACGUCCACCAUGCCCCGGCCGUCGUACACCACGCUCCUCUGGCCGCGUACCACGCCCCAGCCUACGUCGCCCACGCUCCGGCCGUCGUUGCCCAUGCCCCUUACUACAGCACCUUCCAUCGUCGUUAAGCUGGAACAUCGAUUCCGGUCGGUCGGUCGUCGGUCGGUAGGGGCCAUCAAGGGAACCCCCUCCAGCACCCUAGAGCUAGAACAUAAAAUCCACCAUCAAACCGUCCAUGCUAGGAUUAAGACUACUCAGUAUGCCUAAAGUGUGUGUGUAAAUAGUUGGGAAAACCAUGUGAACCAAAUCGUACUAUACUUUCGUUUGGAAAAUACAAAACCAUUUGCGGAUAUUAUGAAAA